CAGCUCCCAAAUAUAAAAACACCUAGUUUUUAUAUUUGGGAGGACAAAGGAAGUAAAAGUGGAAUAUUUCAGUGUGUAUUCGUAAGAUAAUGGAACCCUGUGUGCAGUCCACUGUUAUCUGACAUAAUGACUAAUGACAUCUUUGAACAGGUUGAGCAGAAUAUAGGAAAAUCACUUAAUGCUGAUGACAGGGUUCAAUGGAUCAGGGGGCGAAACCUAGAGUAUUUAAAAACAAAAUGCAAGCUGCAAUAGAUAAAGUGGAAGAAUGGACAAACAAAUGGGGAUUCAAACUGUCAAUUGCAAAAUCACAAGGCAUAUGCCUCACUGAAGGCCAUAAAUCAGCAUGUGUGAAACUUUAUGGACAAGUAUGCAAACAGGUUAAGUUGGUUAAAUUUCUUGGAGUUCUGCUGGAUGCCAAACUUACAUGGUAUCGAGAUAUUGACAAAGGGGAAAACAAAAGCAAAAAGAUCAACAAUAUACUACAAUGUCUAUCAGGGCGAGAUUGGGGAACAAACAGGACAUCUUUAUUAAAUAUUUAUUGGGCCCCUGUGAGAGCAGUCAUAGAUUAUGGAUGUACAUCUACAGCAUAAACCAACCUUAAAAACUUUAAUGUUGAACACACUCAAGCUCUUCAAAUUUGCAGUGGAGUAUUUAAAACAUAUCUGCAAUGUAAAUUGAAAUGAUGGAAAUUGGGUUAAUCUGCAAAGACAUAGUAGAUCCAACCCCACUAACGUCAUUUUACAGGAUUGGUGGGAGCAAAAUAAAUCCAGUUCUUGCAGUUUUGGGUGGAUAGGGAUGCUAAAAGGAAAUGACAUGAUGUAAUCUAAAACUAAGACCCACUGUUCCAUCAUCGGGGGUAACUCUUAGGAGAUUCAUUAUACAUCCAUAGAUACUAGUCUGUAGCAAAGAGAGAGAACCUAAACUGGUACCAAACACCAAGAUAUUCAGAUUUACAGGUGGUUAAAAAAGAGUCUGGGUGCACAGGUGCUGCAUUCUUCAUCCCUCAUUGUGAGGUAGCCAUGAUAAAGAAAGUAUCAGACCAUCUUUCAGUACACAGUUGAAUUACACAGAAUAUUAUUAGCAUUACAAUGGAUGGAAGAAAAUAACCAACCCAGUGUCAUAAUCGCUUCUGAUAGCUUGUCAGCGUUUUCAAGCAGUAAGUCUGGAAAGUCGUCACACAGGCAGGAUAUUAUGUAUCAGACCUUUCAUGUGCUACUUGGGCUACAUUAUAGGGGACUGGAUAUCUCCCUUCUUUGGGUUCCUGUUCAUAUAGGGCUGGAAGGAAAUGAGAAGCUAGACAUUGACAUUGGCUAAACACUUAUUAAAACUAAUGUUAACUGACAUACUGUUAAGUAAAGCAGAGGUUAUAAAUAUCGUAAAAGAUUAUAUGCAAAAAAAAAAACUUGCAGGAAUAAUGGGAAUUAAUUGACACAGGAAGACAUCUUUACAGUAUCCAAAAACAUUGAUGGAAUAUGGGGCUGGACUCAAAAGGAAGAGAUGUCUGGCUGUCUGAGAAAAGGACAAACAGGUUUAAAUCAAAUGCUCCACAGAAUAGGCAAACACCCAAAUGGACUAUAUACACACUGUAAUUAAGUAUAAACUUUCAAACAUGUAAAUUACUGAUUGAUUGCAACAGGUAUGAUGAAGAAAGAAGGAAAUUAGUAUCACUAAAUGAUUGAAAACACAAUAUUACAUGUGAGAUUCUGCUAGGAAAUACCUUAUGGAAAAUACCCAUCUACUGAUUAAUUACUUAAGUUUAACAGGAAUAAUAGACAGAAUUUAAUUGGGUUUUUUCCUGCUAAACUGCUCCAUACUCCAUUUCAGUAGGUGGCAGUAAGGUCCCUAUACGCUGUUUUUAUAGCCACCAUUAAAACUCACAGAAGGCGACUUAGGCUGAGUAGAAGAAGAAGAAUGUAAAACCGGAAGCUCAUGCCGCUGUAUAGCAUAGAUCUUAUAUGGAGAAGAUGACUCACUGCUUACACCUGAAUAUCAUUCUAUUUGAACAUUUAUUUGUAUAUUUUGACAACAGGCGAUAAAGCCCAAAGAAAAAUAAUUAUCUGUUGGUUACACUUUAUAUAACAGGUACUACAAUGUUAUCUAAUCGAGGCAAAUUGAGGGGAAAAGGACAGCAAUGGUUUCUUAAUUCUUCCCAACAGCCUGCAAAUGUUAGUAAAUUAAAGAUUUUUAAUUGUAUUCGAUAAGGGUAGAUUAUUAAUGAUAUUAAGUACACAAUGUCCAGUUUACAGUUCUACGAUAUGUAAACGUACAUCAAGAGCAAAAUCAUAAUUUUUUCAUCAGUUUUUUUUAAUAGCCAGACUAUGCUAGCAACGCGAAUUUCGAGCAGAGUGAGAGCUCUCCUUUAUCCUUCUCUCAUGCAACAACCUCCAGAUUCCCCUCCUCCAUAUCAUUAUCACUGAUGGCCGAUCCAUUCAUUGACCACAGUGUGUGGACACAAGGGUAGAUGCUGCAAAUGAGAUAACAUUAAACAUUGGAUGUUUGGCCUGGUGGUGUCAGUUAGCAUGCAGUCACCCAUUAGCUUCGGUCGGCAGCUCACUGGGUUCAUCGGCGGCGACACUUUGAUGCCACUGGCUGAACACGUCGCACUCCUGUAAGGUAGUUGAAAGAAAGAGUAACCUCUUCUGACAACUUUUUGGACACCAUGGCGCCACACCCGGUGGUCCAGGCCGUCAUUGACCUCUCUGCAGGAGCCAUAGGGGGAGCUGCAUGUGUCUUCAGCGGGCAGCCUCUGGACACAGCAAAGGUCAAGAUGCAGACUUUCCCUACGCUGUACCGUGGUUUCAUCCACUGCAUUGUGUCCACCUACAAACAAGUGGGUCUUCGUGGUCUCUACCAGGGCACCACGCCGGCGCUGAUGGCCAACAUCGCAGAGAACUCUGUGCUCUUCAUGAGCUACGGCUUCUGCCAGCAGGUCAUCCGCUUCACAGCUGGGCUGCACAACGAAGCUGUGCUGAGUGACAUGCAGAAAGCCUGUGCUGGCUCAGUAGCAUCCAUCUUCUCCUCGCUAGUACUCUGCCCCACCGAGCUUGUCAAGUGUCGGCUGCAAGCCAUGUAUGAAAUGGAGGCAUCAGGCAAGAUCGCUAAGAGCCAGAACACAGUGUGGUCCGUGGUGAAAUCCAUUAUGAGGAACGAGGGACCAGUGGGGUUUUUCCAGGGCCUGACCACCACCAUAGCCAGAGAGGUCCCUGGGUACUUCUGCUUCUUCGGCGCCUAUGAGCUCUGCCGCACCACCUUUGCAGACUACAUGAAAUGUGACAAGGAUGACAUAGGUGUGGCUCCGAUUGUGUUCAGCGGUGGUUUCGGAGGGGCGUGUCUGUGGCUGGUGGUGUAUCCUAUGGACUGUGUCAAGUCUCGGAUCCAGGUCAUGUCAAUGAUGGGCAAACAGGCAGGAUUUUUCAAAACCUUCAUGACCAUUGCUCGUAGUGAAGGCGUGAGGGCACUCUACUCUGGUCUUACCCCCACCAUGGUCCGUACCUUCCCUGCUAACGGCGCACUGUUUCUGGGUUAUGAGGCCAGCCGGAAGCUUAUGAUGAAGCAGUUUGACAACUGAAAGGAACCAUAUGCACAAAAACAAAUGAGGGAGCGGUAUUAUUAUAGCCAUAUAACCUCAUCAGAACUCCAGUUGAAGCUUUGAAGCUUAUGUGUAGGAUCUGGUUUUUGCCAUUUCCUGCUUUUGUUAAACUUUGUUAAACUGACACACUCCAUCUCUUUUUAACAUAAAAAAAAACAAGUUGGACAUAGUGUUUACAUCUUUUAACACCUAACAUAAAUGUAUUUUUAGAUCUGAGUAUUCUUUGUUUUUAACACUCCAAAAAUGCUGUCGCCAUCAUUCAGUAUAUGAGAAAAAUAUUUGUAGUACAGUACUGAGCAACCAGCCUCUUUAUGAGGGAAUGUCAACACUCCAGUUUAUUAUUUUAUGUCUACCUCAACAAGGUCGUAUCCGAACAGAAACGUUUGUCUGCCAGUCAUUUCAAAUCAUUCUCUGCUUGCUCUGUACGCAGAUACAUGAAAAAUAGAAGUUCUCCGUUAGGCUGUGAGGUUAUCUUAAUGCACAAAAUCUUAAAACCUUACUUAAUCUCACUACAUGAAGAGUUUAUGUGAAAAUGUGAAGUGACAUAUACAAAUGAAUUUCAACUUUCCUAAAAUAUGUUGUGAAUUAUUUAAAGUUUCAGAGCAAAGUAUUCACCUCAGUUUUGGAUCACAUGCUGCUUUGUUUAGGAAUGAUCACAAUAAAAUCCAAAUCUGCUCAUGAAUAUCCUAAAAUAUUUGCUUACUUUUCACAUUGAGUGGCUUUAUUUUUUAAAAAGCAUUGAGCAAAAGUGUCAGGUUUGAUCUGCCUUGAAAGGCAAGUGUUUUAAAGUUGAGCCUGAAAAUGUUCAUGUCAUUGGCCAAAUGAUGAGCAGUGGCUUAUGAGAAGUCACCCUGGACUUGUAUAGAUCUUAAACUGAGGGUGUCAUACUGACUGUUUUUGUUUCACCAUGUUUUAUUCCCCUCUUCUUGCAGUUAUUAUAAUGAAGUCUACACUGUUUUGGGACCCAUUGUUUGCCUUUUUAAAUCACUAGAUUUUGCCUUUUCUGUUGUAUAACCUUUAUUGUCAUGUACAAUUCAGUCAGAAAGUAUCAGCUGCCUCGUCUUAUGUGCCAUUUUCACUCGGUUUAGUAGUUCAUAGUUCAUAAUUCUCAGUCAUAUUCCUGCAAUUCCUGUAAUUUCAUUUGAGAAAUGUAGAUAUUUUAAUCAGAUGGGACUCAAAUAUUUGUAUUGAUGUCGAUCCUGAUAUUCAUUUUAAUAAUACAAACUGUAUUAAAGGUCUCAAUGAACCUUGUCCUGGAUUUUAUUUUAAGUAUAAUAAAAGUAGCAGUUUA
Messenger RNA from Seriola aureovittata, 4880 nucleotides. It is a transcript of the gene slc25a15b, whose product is annotated as solute carrier family 25 member 15b. The record is from RefSeq and is a predicted model, not a curated record. Gene Ontology annotation, biological process: mitochondrial L-ornithine transmembrane transport. Lineage: Eukaryota; Metazoa; Chordata; Actinopteri; Carangiformes; Carangidae. Gene Ontology annotation, molecular function: L-ornithine transmembrane transporter activity. The coding region runs from base 2660 to 3568 and encodes 302 amino acids. The transcript is spliced from 7 exons.